UCAGUUGGGGCUGGAUAUUUCUUUUCCUCUCACUACAAAACUUUUUUGCUUAGCUGGAAAAGUGAGAGCUUGCACCUCUUGUUCUCUGCCUGGGAUUCUUGCUGGUUUACAGAGUGCGUGAUAUACAAGGCUGCAUGUCUUUAAAACUUGUUGAUUUUGGCUCCAGCCCUCAACAUGAAAUGGCUGAGUUACUACAGGAUAUUAGUUCCAAACAUCUGACGUGCUUUUAAAGAGUCCCCCCCAGAGAGGGCUGGGCAGCGGCGCAGCAUGCCCAGCGGGGUCAUGGAGAAAAAUCCCAGCAUGGAGCCCACCGCCACAACGCCAUUCCGUGUCACGGGGUUUCUCAGCCGUCGGCUUAAAGGCUCUAUCAAAAGGACAAAGAGUCAGCCCAAGCUUGAUAGGAACAGCAGCUUCCGGCACAUUUUACCUGGCUUCAGGAGUGUGGACAAUGAAAGAUCCCAUCUAAUGCCGAGGCUGAAAGAAUCACGCUCUCACGAGUCUUUGCUCAGCCCCAGUAGCGCCGUUGAGGCUCUGGAUCUCAGUAUGGAGGAAGAAGUGGUCAUCAAGCCAGUUCACAGUAGCAUUCUGGGGCAGGACUAUUGUUUUGAGGUGACGACUUCAUCAGGAAGUAAAUGCUUCUCCUGUCGCUCUGCAGCAGAACGAGAUAAAUGGAUGGAGAACCUGCGGCGUGCCGUGCACCCAAAUAAGGACAACAGCAGAAGGGUCGAGAAUAUGUUAAAGUUAUGGAUUAUUGAAGCCAAGGACCUGCCAGCCAAGAAGAAGUACUUGUGUGAAUUAUGCCUGGAUGACGUUCUUUACGCACGAACUACCUGUAAAUUGAAAACUGACAACGUCUUUUGGGGGGAGCACUUUGAAUUUAAUAACCUCCCAUCACUCAAAACCAUUACAGUGCACUUAUACAAAGAGACUGACAAGAAGAAAAAGAAAGACAAGACCAACUUCAUCGGACAGGUGAAUAUCCCCAUGGGCUCCAUAACGGGGCGGCAGUUUGUGGAGAAGUGGUACCCUGUAGUCAGCCCCAAUCCCAGCAAGGGCAAGUCUGCAGGGCCUAUGAUCCGCAUCAAGUCACGCUACCAGAGCAUGAGCAUCCUCCCCAUGGAGAUGUACAAGGAGUUUGCUGAGUACAUCACUAACAAUUACAUGGUGCUGUGCUCAGUGCUGGAGCCUGCGCUGAGUGUGAAGAACAAAGAGGAGAUGGCCUCUGCACUGGUCCAUAUUCUGCAAAGCACUGGGAAGGCCAAGGAUUUCUUGACUGACCUGAUGAUGUCCGAAGUUGACCGCUGUGGUGAAAAUGAGCACCUCAUUUUCCGAGAGAACACGCUGGCCACGAAAGCCAUCGAGGAGUACCUGAAGCUGGUGGGGCAGAAGUACUUACAGGAUGCCUUAGGGGAAUUCAUCAAAGCUCUGUAUGAAUCAGAUGAAAAUUGCGAGGUGGACCCCAGUAAGUGCUCAUCCUCAGACCUUCCUGAACAUCAGAGCAACCUGAAAAUGUGCUGCGAGCUGGCCUUCUGUAAAAUCAUCAAUUCUUACUGCGUCUUCCCAAGGGAACUCAAAGAGGUCUUUGCUUCAUGGAGACAAGAGUGCAGUAACCGUGGCCGGCCAGAUAUCAGCGAGCGGCUCAUCAGUGCCUCCCUAUUUCUCCGGUUCCUCUGUCCGGCCAUCAUGUCCCCCUCCCUCUUUAACCUGCUCCAGGAAUACCCCGAUGACCGCACUGCGCGCACGUUGACCCUCAUUGCCAAGGUCACACAGAACCUCGCCAACUUUGCAAAGUUUGGCAGCAAAGAGGAGUAUAUGUCCUUUAUGAAUCAGUUUCUGGAACACGAAUGGACUAACAUGCAGCGAUUUCUGUUGGAGAUUUCCAAUCCAGAAACCAUCUCGAACACAGCUGGCUUUGAAGGCUACAUUGACCUGGGCCGGGAAUUGUCCACUUUGCACUCUCUACUAUGGGAGGUCAUUUCUCAGCUCGAGCAGGGCACUGUAACGAAACUUGGACCCCUGCCUCGGAUUCUGAGGGAUGUCAACACGGCGCUCAGUAACCCGGCGUGUGUGCAGGUCUCCGUCACAGCCGACCAUGCUGCAUCGACUCCAAAUGCUGGCAACAGCAUCUCUGCGGGGCUACAGAAAAUGGUGAUAGAGAAUGACUUAUCUGGUCUGAUAGAUUUCACACGGUUACCGUCUCCAACCCCUGAAAACAAGGACUUGUUUUUUGUCACAAGGUCUGCUGGGGCUCAGCCCUCGCCCGCCCGAAGCUCCAGCUAUUCGGAGGCCAAUGAGCCCGAUGUGCAGAUGUCCAAUGGCAGCAAGAGUAUGUCUAUGGUGGACUUGCAGGACAAUCGGAUUUUGGACAGUGGGGCAAAUGCACCCGGGGCCGCUGACUCCCUCAAUGACAGUCAGUCAUCUGUCGGACCGUUACAGGGCAUAUGGACCACACGAACUCAGCAGAACAAUGUGACUGGCAUGGCCACGGUGCGCAGGGUAGGCCAGAUCCCCACCACACCCAACGCCGAGAGCGCGCCCGGCAGGCCCCAGCUUUUAGCACCUUUAUCGUUCCAGAACCCGGUGUACCAGAUGGCGGCCGGGCUUCCGCUGUCCCCCCGGGGCUUGGGGGACUCUGGCUCUGAGUGCCACAGCUCCCUGAGCUCCCACAGCAACAGUGAGGAGCUGACGGCCAACAAGCACGGCUUUGUCAACCCUGCUGGGAGUGAGGACUUCACCCGGCGGACGGGGGAGCUGGCCCGCCGGCAGCUCUCUCUGACAGAGAAAGGUGGCCAGCCCACCAUGCCCCGGCAGAACAGCGCCGGCCCCCAGAGGCGAAUAGACCAACCGCCCCCUCCCCCGCCACCAGUCACCAGGGGCAGGACGCCGCCCUCGCUGCUGAACACAGUUCAGUACCAGAGACCAUCCAGCGGGAGCAUGAUGUCCUCCUCGCCCGACUGGCCAGGCAGCGGGGCUCGCCUCCGCCAACAGUCCUCCUCCUCCAAGGGCGACAGUCCCGAGAUGAAGCAGCGCACCAUGCACAAACAGGCCCCUUCUCCUGUGAACCCCAAUGCCCUGGACCGCACUGCUGCAUGGCUUUUGAAUAUGAACAUGCACUUUUUAGAAGAUGAAAGCAUUGACCCAGAUUCCAAGCACAGGGAUAAGCUCAGGAAUAAGGACGAGCUCAGCCAAGCAGAAAAGUACCAGCAGGACCUGGUGGUGCUGCAGGACAAGCUCCGUAUCUCCAACAAGAAGCUGGAGGACUAUGAAAACAGAUUCAAAUGCCAGGAGGAGACGACCCAGAAACUGAUGCUGGAGUACCAGGCCAGGCUGGAGGAGAGCGAGGAGCGGCUCCGCAGACAGCAGGAAGAUAAAGAGAUUCAGAUGAAGGGGAUCAUCAGCAGAUUGAUGUCGGUCGAGGAGGAAUUAAAGAAAGAUCACGCGGAAAUGCAGGCGGCAGUCGAUUCCAAACAGAAGAUUAUUGAUGCCCAGGAGAAACGUAUUGCUUCACUGGAUGCGGCCAACGCACGGUUAAUGAGUGCCCUUACUCAGCUGAAAGAGAGGUACAGCAUGCAGACACGUAACGGGAUCUCCCCCACAAACCCAACUAAAUUACAGAUUACAGAGAACGGAGAAUUCAGAAACAGCAGCAAUUGUUAACCCGCGGAGGGAGCUGCUGCAGGAGAGGAGGCCUGGCCUGAAAGACUGCGCAGCAGCAGGGGUGAGCCGUGCUUCAGAGAAUGGCUGCUGUCUUUCCCCCCGCUCCCCAAGGAACCAGCUCCUUACUGCAGAUGGCGCACAUGACUGCUCCUUGGUGGGAGACACCAACGCCAGCGAGUUGAGAGGACCAAAAGACCGAGUUGUGUGAAAUGUGUGGAAAAAGGAGAGCUCCGCAUAUGGGGGGAUUGCUGUCACGGGUGGAUUUAAGUCAGUGUUUAAUGUUUAACCUUUUCCUUCUCAAACUGCCCAAAGGACGCUCCUCCUGGCCCAUAAUAAUGGCCUGGGCGUGCCAGUAAGCGGAAUAAAGGGGUCUGGGAAAGCCUGUGCCAGGUCCACUCAGGUUAGCUUCAGUGGUGGGUGUCUGCUGGUAAAAGCUCAGUGGAGGAUGAGAAUGUAUUGUUGUGAGAUGCACUUAGUCUAAUUCCAGCCCACGUCAGGAAAUGCUCUGCCAUGGCACUUAGUUUGCUCGGUGGGUCGUUCUGUGUAGCUUCACGUCGAGGUGGCCACAGCACAUCCCUCCUGUGUGCCACUUGGAGUACGCUCCAUGCAUUGGUCCAUGAACGAGUGCCUUUCCCCGGCAUUGUUCAGUAGGGGAGAUGUCCUGUGCCAUGCUGGAGGUAGUGUGCCACUGACCGUUUGACGCUCACACAAGAGAAUUGGGCUUUGAAUGAACUCGGGAGAGCAGGGUCUGACGUGCAAGGUGUGCAGGGUGGUAGCCAAAGGAAUGCCAGCACAGAUAGACAACAGUGCAGGUUACUGGGAGGGGAGUGAAUAGCACUUUAGCAAGAUUUGCUGGGCUACGCAGUGUCACAGCAAGCGUUACCUCUGUAGGACUCCGGCGCUCACUGGAGAGUCCAGCAUAUUACACCUAAGAUGGCACCUUGCGGCAAGAGAACAGCGGUCUGUAUUUGCUUUACCUUUUGCCAACCUACUAGUCAGAGGUCAAGCCAGUGCAGCUGGUGCAGGCUUGUGUCCAAGGCAGUGGGACUGUUGUACGCCAGCAGAGAAGGGGAGCUGGUGUUCUCGGGAUGGUUUCUUCAUUUCUAGAUGCAGCUGCUUCUCAGCAAUCUAAGGAGGGGAGGGAGGGGCACACUGGCUUGUCACAAAUAUAACACAAUGAGAAGUUCCACACGAGUAGCAUCCCACUAAACUUCCUGUUAUUGAACACAGCAAAUAUCACAUCUGCUCAUCUCGCCCAGGUGCUUAGCCAUUGGGUUGUGAAGUGUGGGUCGUUAGCCAAAAAUCACUCAGAAGAAUGUUGUGAAGCCCCAUCACGAUUCAUGGAGUGGAAUUGGGUUGACACCAGUAUUUGUUUAGGAUGUGGCUGCUUGCUCGGAAGAGGAAGGGUUAUUUGUGGGGCGGGGGUGGUGCUAUAUGCAAAGGUGUGUGCAAAAGUCAGAGAAAAGAAAAACCUUGAAGAAGCAUGAAGGUUGGUAAUUGUAUUUCUUUUCUUUCACAGUAUGCAUUAGAAAAAAAUACAGCCUAUUUUCUGGAAUACUGCCCUCUUUAGAUUGGGAAUGAGCACUGCAUGGAAAUUAACAGCCUUGAAGAAUGUAAAACAUGCUCAUAAGGGAAUAACCAACAAGAACAGCAGCAGCCACCGAAAUUCCCAUGGUCAGGAGGCACUGUGCAGACAUAAGCCAGGAUUAGACUUUCCUAACUGCUGAAACAAGUAGAUUCGGCACAUUCAGACGUGUGUUGCUCAGCGGAGGGGCCAUCUCCUUAGCAGGGGAUUAUGCCACUGACCUGCCACCAGUGCAGGUUGGUUGUUUUUUUUAAAGUUAGUCCUUCGUGAUUCCCAGUCUCAGAACAGGUCAUUAAUACUGAGACCUAGAGAGAUGGUUUCUCUGAGACAUGGAUGCCACUGUACAGUGUAUAGGACGUCUGCCUAUUCCUCCCAUUAAGAGCAUAUACUUGCUGUAUGCUUGUCCUAGUUUGCCCAGUACCGUGUUUAAAUGUACACUCAGAAGGGACUAGGAUACUGAAUUGUGCAUAGGCUUAGGUACCAACUCCACAGUAUCUAGUCUGUGCUAGCAGGACACUGUUUGCAUUUCUGUGUUGUCCCGCAGCUGCAAAUCCUAAAAAGAUUCACUGUGGAGGGGAUUAUUUUAAAGUUAAAGCUGCUUUUUUCUAAAAGCUUCUCUUCCACGGAAGCCCCAGCCCAGGUCACACAGGGCUGCACCUUCUGCAGCUCCGGAUCUUGGAUGGUUGACGGUUUGUCUGCGCUCGAAGCUCUCCACACGCAAGGAAUGCCGUCCCAUCUCUUGAUUUAAAUUCAGUGUGGCAUGAACGUAAAACCAAAAAGAGGAGCUCCUGAGAGCCAAGUGACCAUUGAAUAUUGGAGAAUGAGCACAAAUGGCUUUGAAGAAGCUCACAAAACUGACAGCCCCAGGAGAAAGACCCAGACAGGUUAGGAGUAUACAGGGUACUAUGAACAAUUUGGUACAUACGCUUACAUCUGCCUUUGUCUCAGUGUCAAAUAUCUUUAAAGAACCCUGCAAAAAAAAGACUCUUUUUAAACAGCUGGUACCUGGAGAUGUACUUUUAGCUCUGGUUAUUUUUUUAGGGUCUGAAAUAUUCCUCCUGUGAAAGAUGGAAGCUGUUUCACAUAGAAUGCUAGGCAGGGGUGGUGGACGGGUGUCCUAGCAGGGACUGAUUUCCAUUCUUACACGGAAACUUCAGGGAAUUGUUUUUGGAUGCAAAUUCAGUGCUCGCCCUAAGAACUUGCAGGGGGACCCCCCCCCCGCCGAAACAAUUGUCUAUUUAGAACUGAAGCUAAGUACUAUACAUCUUAACCUACUCCUCAGCCCUGAGCCAAUCCAUUGCUCCAUUCACUUUACAGGGACUACAUUACAAAGUCUUGGUUAACACCAGAAUCUCAGUUAAAGCGUGCACGUUGUGCUGCUGGCGUAACAGAAAACCUAAACCCUUCCACAGGGAGUUAUUUAAAACUAACAUUUCCAGAUCCGAUACCUUCUGAUGUUCUGUAGUUUCCUGAGCCAGUAUGAAAAGGAACUCAGUCCCAGAAGAAAUCUCUUCUUUGAAGAGAUGCCCCCUAAACUGCCAAACAUGGGAUCCGGAUCUGGCGCUUUGGCUCAGGCCCAUCUCUAACUGUGUUACUUCAGUUUGUGGUUUUAUUUAUAAGCUGCACACCAGUGUGGGACUGUGAGUGCAAUGCCUAUCCUCAAGCCUGGUGUUUCGCAUAGCAAUACCAGAGACAAUGUGCAGAGGUGCUCCCAGCGACAGAGAGUAAAACCACCACUCUACUGACCGUCAUGCGACCUGCUGUUUUGCUUCUCGUGCUUUCUGCGACAAGAGCCUAUUCUAGUGCUAAAAGUGUAAACAAAACAAACAUUCACAGAUUUUUAUCUUGAUGCAAGUCUUACAAUUUUUUGUAUAUGUUCUUGGUGUUUGACUGUAAUGUACCUAUUCACCCAACAGUUGUAUAUAGUAAUUUACUUCUGGUGCUGCUUAUUUGGUCAGGAUUUGAGUGUCUCUACUGCUGGUUUGUUUGAGUUUUUUUGUUUUGUUUUUAAACAGAGGUGGGCUCAAGUAAGCAAAUUCAGAUCUGGGUUCAGAUUUCAGCUGCCCCUUGGGAUGGAACCAAGGUUUUGAUUUGGGGUGAUGGAGAGAAAACGCAUGAGGCUUUGGGAUGUGACCUAUCCCACGGUUGCUACACGCUGUAAGUCUAAUACAACGGGGGUUGUGCUUUAAGUUCAGAGCCAGAAGCUCCUACCAACUACAACAGUUUAGUAACCAAAAACUUCUUCCCAUCCCCCCCAUAUCUAUUAAGCAGAACUAUCCUCCACCCAAACAGGUCCUUGGAAUUCUGCACUGUGGUUUUUGCUUGUCGCUGGUCGAGCACUCCUGGCGUUGUGAGCAGUGUCCUGGCUCCCCCCACCUGGGUACAGCUGUGUAACUUACUGCUGGCUCAGGACACACAAGGUUAUGCUGAAUCAAUAGACUGGAGGUCUCCCCAGGCAUGUGAUAGGGAUUUGCUGAACCAGGGUGACAAUAGCUGUGCUUCAUUAGUUCCACAAGCUCAUUGCCUUUCUGUAACCAUAAACUCUUCCCCCCCCCCCUCCGCCCGGGAAGAAAACCAAGCAAAGGUACAGAGGGGAACAACCCUGCACUGAUCUCCAGGGUCUGGCCUCCCCACAGAUCACCUCUUGGGUCUUUUCCAGCCCCGUUCUGGCAUGCUGCCUUCAGGGCAAGCUGGGACUCCAACUCUGCCUUUCCAGUUCUGUAAUCUGAAGUGAGUGCAGCUGCUGUUCCCAAGUGAUUCCUUGAACUGCCCCAGAUGGGAGGCUGUUCACUUCUAGCCAGAUACUGUGUCUGUGCUAAUGCCCCCCCCCCCAUUUUGGGUCAGCCCCGGGCACCCUUGGGUGACUGCUUGUGCAGAGAAGAGCUGUCAUUUUCUUUUCUUGGAGGGGGAGUGUCUCUCAUUUGGGCCAGAGAGAAACCUGUUCAUUUGCUGAGCAGGGUCUUUCCAAACCAUGGACAGUCUACAAAAGUCCUAAAAUGCUGGCGCUUUGGAGCAGGGGUUUGGUUUCGCCAGUUGACUUUCACGGGUAAUGUGAGGUGUGACAUUGCUGUAAAUUUUAGGUGGUUCUACAUCAACUAUCGGUACCCAAAGUGCAGUCUCCAUGGUCACAUAUUCCUUUAUCAUCCAUCACUGUGUCUUAAGAUAUACCUCUCUCUCUGUAUAUCUGCUUAGGCUGAUACUUGUUCCUGAUCAGCAGUUGCUAUGUUUUAUAUCCUCUUAUGAAGAAAAAAAACAAAAAAAUUUUUUGUAAGUAUGUUUAAAAACAAAGCAAAGUGGAAGUGUUUGCUGAAACUCCUUCGGCCUCUUUUAAACUAUGUAAUAAUGUACAGAGAACGUUGUUGGUGUUCAAAGAAAUGAUGUGGACGUGCAAUUUCUGUACAUUUGCAAUUAGAAAUAUUAAAGAUUUAUUUAGCUAUUUUA
Messenger RNA from Gopherus flavomarginatus (Mexican gopher tortoise), 8683 nucleotides. RefSeq names its product DAB2 interacting protein (gene DAB2IP). The transcript is spliced from 16 exons. The record is from RefSeq and is a predicted model, not a curated record. Gene Ontology annotation, biological process: regulation of GTPase activity. Lineage: Eukaryota; Metazoa; Chordata; Testudines; Testudinidae. Bases 268 to 3657 code for a protein of 1129 amino acids.